AUGAGAAUAUGCUGUAUUAUUCAGAUUCUUGUAUUCUUGUAUAUGAAAUGGGAUCCAAAAACCGCUUCAACAUCUACUCUCGUAUUGCUUGUUUUUUAUUUGUAUUUCUAUUCCUAUUACAUUUUUUGCGAUGAAAAAGAAAUACCAUUUGUGAGAUUCGAUGAGGAAGAUUGGAAUUAUUUGAGCAACAUCUGUCCAUUUUUCGUGAUUGCUGUCUCUUGGACUUAUAUGUUCACUGUUCGACAGCCAGAGUUCGUGCUUCACUGUGCUUACCACGUCAUCAUAUGCAUCUUCUCAAUGAAUUUAUACAAAAUAAAAAGCGAUGAUCGAGUAUCACUCAAUCAAAUCGCCAUGGCUCAAUCCGUCCCACCAGGAGACAUCCAAACCCAACCCAACGCCAAGAUAGUCUUCAAUGCCCCGUACGACGACAAGCACACCUACCACAUCAAGGUGAUCAACUCGUCUGCUCGCCGCAUCGGAUAUGGUAUCAAGCCCACCAACAUGAAGCGUCUCGGAGUUGAUCCAUCAUGUGGAGUCCUCGACCCAAAGGAGGCUGUCCUUCUUGCCGUUUCUUGCGAUGCUUUCGCUUUCGGACAAGAGGACACAAACAACGACCGUAUCACUGUUGAGUGGACCAACACUCCAGAUGGAGCUGCCAAGCAAUUCCGUCGUGAAUGGUUCCAAGGAGACGGUAUGACAGAAACAAAAAGUGAUAUCGAUGAGUUGGAUCAACGGAGCAUGAUAAUUCAUUGGCUCAUUUCACUGCUUUUCGCCGUCGGAGCAGUUGAAAAUUAUGAUGGCGACGAGGAAUUGAGUUGCAAACGUCGACACGGUGGCAUUCCACUUCCACUCGGAGUGUUCACUGUUCAGAAAGAAGGAUUUCCAGAUGCUCUGCCAGCAAUUCGAACUGCUCUAUCUCAUGUACAUACUCGAUCAUGUAUUCUUCAAGGAUAUCGUCUCGAAAUGAUAGUCAAAGACACUCAUUGUAAAACAUCACAAGGAAUGAAGGCAUUGUUCGAUUUGAUUGCUUCGAGACCUCGACCUGUUGCUAUUCUUGGAGGACAAUGCACUGAAGUGAAUGAACCAAUUGCAAUGGCCCUCAAAUAUUGGCAAAUCGUUCAACUAUCAUAUGCAGAGACUCAUGCCAAAUUCGCUUCCUCUGAUUCCCAUGAAUUGUUUCCUACAUUCUUUCGUGUUGUACCUGGAAAUCGAAAUACGAAUAUGGCAAAAUGCAAGUUUGUGAAUCAUUUCGGAUGGAAAAGAGUUGGAACUGUGAAGCAAAACGAUCAACCGAGAUACGCGUUGCCUCACGAAGCAUUGACGACUCGUCUCGAACAUGGUUUCGGUGUGAAGAUUGUGCACACAGCCGGUGUCAAUUGGGAACAAAUCGAGACUGUCGGUGCAGAACUUGACGAGCUAAAGGAGAGAGAUGUUCGGAUUAUUCUUGUUGACGUGGAUGAAGAGAUGGCAGCUACAGUAAUCUGCGCAGGAUAUCAUCGAGGGAUGUACGGAGAUAAUUAUGUUUGGAUUCUUCCUGGAUAUCACUCUGAUAAAUGGUUGAACAAGACACAUGACAAUUGCACGGCUGAAGAAAUGAAAGAAGCUGCAAGAAAUCAUUUUUCAGUGGAAUUUGCAUUGACGAGAAGAGAUGUGGAUACGAAAAUUGUUGGGAAUACGAGGGCCGGUGACGUUUGGGAGGAAAUAAGUAAACUGGAUCCAAACAACACAUGGAGAGGAUAUCUCUACGAUGGACUGUGGACUCUAGCUAUCGCUUUGAGCCAUUCGAUGGGUGAUAAUGCAGAAUUUUCACAUCAUAAAAUGAUCGAGGCUAUCGAUAAUUCAUCAUUCCAGGGAUUAACGGGUAAAGUGAAAUUUGUGAAUAAUGAGAGACUUGGACUAGUGGAUAUCAAACAAUGGUCAGAAGGACAGUAUAUUCCAUUUGCAAUGUACGAUGGAGCAGAAGAUGAAUUCAAAAUAAUUGAAAGUACAUCGAAAGGAUGGUCUCCUCCGUUGGAUUCAACUAUUACCGAACGUCGUCGUGAACACAUUUCGUCUCUUUUAUUCUUGGCAAUGUCACUUUUAGCUCUUAUUGGAAUUUUCCUGGCUCUCAUAUUCUUGUUAAUCAAUUUCAGAUACCGUAAUCAUAGAUUUAUCAAAAUGUCAUCACCAAACCUCAACAACAUAAUUAUCGCUGGUUCCAUUUGUACCUUUGCAUCUGUAAUAAUGUUGGGUUUAGACACUCGAAUAGUGUCUCCAGAUGGUUUCGUGUGGUUGUGCUACAUGAAAACGUGGACACUUUGCCUUGGAUUCACACUUUCAUUUGGUGCGAUGUUCUCAAAAACAUGGAGAGUUCAUUCGAUAUUUACGAAUAUUCGAAUGGAUCGGAAAGCCAUCAAAGAUUCGAAAUUGUUCUUGAUUCUUGGAGUUCUACUUUUUAUCGAUUUAUGUGUUCUCGUCACUUGGGCUUUCAUUUCUCCGUUCUCUUAUACGGUUACGGAACUUCCACACAUUCCAGAAGACAACAUCGUGAUAAUCCCAGAAGUCGAAAAGUGUUAUUCGUCUCAUUCUGGUGUCUUCCAAGCCGUUCUCUAUGCAGUUAAAGGAGUCCUCAUGAUUCUCGGAUGUUUCCUCGCUUGGGAGACUCGUCAUGUGAAUGUUCCAGCUCUCAAUGACAGUAAAUACAUUGGAACAAGUGUAUAUUGUUGUGUUGUCAUGAGUGUAUUGGGACUAUCAACUAGUGUUAUUCUACAAGAACGGGUCAAUGAAAUGUUCAGUCUUGCCUCAUUUUUUGUUAUUUUCUCGACAACUCUCACACUUUGUCUCGUUUUUGUUCCAAAGGUAAUUGAAUUGGCUCGGAAUCCAGUUGGCAACGAGCCAAGAGCAUAUCGACGUGGAUUAAUGAAGAGUGUUGUAGCAAAGACAUCUCAACCAAUGUCACCUCAGCCUAGAUCAGAUAGUUCGGGUGAUUUGAUGAAUAAAGCAGAAAGCGAAAAUAAACUGCGGAGGCGUUAUUUACACCAGAAAUCAACUCAAUUAUGGGAUUUAGUAGAGAAGUUGAGAGCACGAGGAGACACUCAAUUCCUUCAACAAGGUAUGAUUUAA
Molecule: messenger RNA, 3102 nt
Organism: Caenorhabditis remanei
Lineage: Eukaryota; Metazoa; Nematoda; Chromadorea; Rhabditida; Rhabditidae
Exons: 19
Coding region: 1-3102 (1033 amino acids)
Biological process (GO): gamma-aminobutyric acid signaling pathway; G protein-coupled receptor signaling pathway
Cellular component (GO): G protein-coupled receptor heterodimeric complex; membrane
Molecular function (GO): G protein-coupled GABA receptor activity
Source: RefSeq, a predicted model, not a curated record